Molecule: messenger RNA, 465 nt
Organism: Aspergillus bombycis
Lineage: Eukaryota; Fungi; Ascomycota; Eurotiomycetes; Eurotiales; Aspergillaceae
Product: CoA-binding protein
Exons: 2
Coding region: 1-465 (154 amino acids)
Source: RefSeq, a predicted model, not a curated record
AUGGAGGCAGUCAAGCGUUUCUUCUCUUCCCCGCGCUUUGCGGUCGCGGGCGCAAGUAACGACAGCAACAAGUUUGGUUACAAGAUCCUUGCAUGGUAUCACCAGCAUUCCCUACCUGUCACCCCUCUCAAUCCUCGCGCACCGCAGAUUGAACUGCCCUCUCGUGCCUACGACACGGUCGCAUCGCCCCGUGCCUUGCCUACGCCAUCGCAGACAUCCUUAUCGGUUGUGACCCCGCCAGCGGUCACUCUGCCGUUGCUCCAGGAGGCUCAUUCGGUGGGAAUUCCGGCCGUGUGGUUGCAGCCCGGAACGUUUGAUGACGCCGUCCUGGAAUUCGCUCACCAGCACUUUGCGGCAGUGAUCGCAGGCGAUGGGGGAGCGGGAAGUGAAGGUUGGUGUGUCUUGGUGGACGGCGAAGAAGGACUGGAGGCUGCAGGAGUGCAGUGGGCGAGCCAGAAGUUGUAG